Messenger RNA from Pseudonaja textilis, 8242 nucleotides. RefSeq names its product afadin, adherens junction formation factor (gene AFDN). Gene Ontology annotation, cellular component: adherens junction. Gene Ontology annotation, biological process: regulation of protein localization; signal transduction. The record is from RefSeq and is a predicted model, not a curated record. NCBI's taxonomy places the organism in Eukaryota, Metazoa, Chordata, Lepidosauria, Squamata, Elapidae. Gene Ontology annotation, molecular function: cell adhesion molecule binding.
GGCGGGGCGGCCGCGCGCACGAAACGGUGUCUGCGAGCGUCUCUCUGUCUCUCUCUCCCUCUCUCUCUCUGUGAGAAAAGGCGGGGAGGAAGGAAAGGAGACAACCGGGGCGGGGAGCGAGGCGGCGGCGUUGUUCCGUGAGGCGAAGGAGAGACGCUGCCGAACAGGAAGCGCUGCCACCAAAACCUCCGAGCCUCUCGGUGCCCUGCACUUGAAGCGAAGAGGGCAAAGUCUGGGCUGCGUGAAGGAGGAGGAUUUGCUCGCCGAGGGGCGGCACCAGAAGGAUUGGUUGCCCUGCUUGCCUUUUCCUUCGCCGCCUCCCCCCACCCUCCCACCACCAACCCGCUUUAUUUUUAUUUUAUAUUUUGUGAGGUGGGGGGGAAACCCCAACAUAUUCACCGGGAACUCCGUUGCCGGGCCGUCCCGGGCCCUCCCGUCGUGUCGGUGGCUGCGAGAAACGCGGAGGACGGCCGAGAAGGAUGUCGGGCGGUGGUGGUGGUGGAGGUAGCCGCGAGGAGGAACGGCGCAAGCUGGCCGAUAUCAUCAACCACUGGAACGCGAACCGGCUGGACCUGUUUGAGAUCAGUCCCCCCACUGAGGAUCUGGAAUUCCAUGGAGUUAUGAGAUUUUAUUUUCAAGACAAAGCAGCUGGAAAUUUUGCAACAAAGUGUAUUCGUGUGUCUAGUACUGCCACAACUCAGGAUGUGAUAGAAACACUUGCAGAAAAAUUCCGGCCAGAUAUGCGAAUGUUAUCAUCCCCCAAAUAUUCACUUUAUGAGGUGCACGUCAGUGGAGAAGAAAGAAGAUUGGAUAUAGAUGAGAAGCCUCUGGUUGUACAAUUAAAUUGGAACAAAGAUGAUCGUGAAGGAAGAUUUGUGCUUAAGAAUGAAAACGAUGCACUUCCUCCAAAGAAGGCUCAGAGCAAUGGCCCUGAAAAACAAGAAAAAGAAGGAGUGAUCCAAAACUUUAAGCGGACCCUAUCAAAGAAAGAAAAAAAAGAAAAAAAGAGGCGAGAAAAAGAAGCACAGCAGCAAACUUUAGACAAUCAUGGGCCAUUUCAUGGAGAUGAUACUGAAAACUCUCGUCUUGCAGCAGAAGUCUACAAAGAUAUGCCUGAGACCAGUUUCACUCGAACAAUAUCUAACCCAGAAGUGGUAAUGAAACGGCGGAGACAACAGAAGCUAGAAAAAAGAAUGCAAGAAUUUCGGAGUUCUGAUGGCAGGCCAGAUUCAGGUGGAACACUAAGAAUUUAUGCAGAUAGUUUGAAACCAAAUAUACCAUACAAGACAAUCCUACUAUCUACUACAGAUACUGCAGAUUUUGCAGUUAUUGAGGCCCUGGAGAAGUACAGCCUAGAAAAGGAAAACCCCAAGGAAUAUUGUAUUGCUCGUGUCAUGCUUCCUCCUGGUGCUCAACAUUCUGAUGAUAGUGGUGCUAAAGAAUCUAUUCUUGAUGAUGAUGAGUGUCCACUUCAGAUAUUUAGGGAAUGGCCAAGUGAUAAAGGAAUAUUAGUCUUUCAGUUAAAAAGACGGCCACUUGAUUAUGUCCCAAAGAAGCUGAAGAAGCAAGUUGAUGUAAAACUAUUAAAAGGAAAGGAAAGAAUUGAUAGGUCUGGUUAUGGCUCUUCUCUUCCACCUGAGAAACUACCUUACCUGGUUGAACUAAGUCCAGGGAGAAGGAAUCACUUUGCCUACUACAACUAUCCCAAUUACGAAGAUGGUUCUGACUCCAGAGAUAAACCAAAGCUCUAUCGUUUGCAACUAAGUGUGACAGAAGUUGGUACAGAAAAAUUUGAUGACAACUCCAUUCAGUUAUUUGGUCCAGGAAUUCAGUCACACCACUGUGACCUUACUAACAUGGAUGGAGUUGUUACAGUGACUCCCAGAAGCAUUGAUGCUGAAACUUACGUAGAAGGUCAACGGAUCUCUGAGACCACUAUGCUGCAAAGUGGUAUGAAAGUUCAGUUUGGGACCUCUCAUGUAUUUAAAUUUGUGGACCCCAUUCAAGAUCAUAUUCCUAAAGGACGUCUAGAUGCAAGCCACAUGGUCAAAAGUUCACGUCUCAAAUCUGGAGGUGUACAAGAAACUACUUUUGAUUUGGAAGGAGACAUCCAAAGUGUAACAGGAUUAUCUACAAGCAAGAGCAGCAAUAGAUUGGACUGUGACAGAAUGUCAACUUCUAGCACAGCUGAACGAAGCAUGGUGAAACCAAUGAUCAGAAUAGAACAGCAAGAUUAUCACAAGCAGGAUGGCAGACUUCAGGAUGGUCCAGAAUUGAUACUACCUGCAAGUGUUGAAUUCAGAGAAAACUCUGAGGAUGCUUUUUUGUCUGCCAUCAUCAAUUACACCAAUAGCUCAACAGUUCAUUUUAAGCUAUCGCCUACUUAUGUUCUGUACAUGACAUGUCGGUAUGUAUUAUCAAGCCAGUACAGACCCGACAUCAGUCCUGCUGAACGAACUCAUAAAGUCAUUGCAAUAGUCAACAAGAUGGUGAAAAUGAUGGAAGGAGUUAUACAAGAGGUAGACCAGGUUGAUCAGAAACAGAAGAAUAUUGCUGGCGCACUUGCUUUUUGGAUGGCAAAUGCAUCUGAGUUGCUAAACUUUAUUAAGCAGGAUCGAGACUUAAGCCGAAUCACAUUAGAUGCUCAAGAUGUUUUGGCACACCUAGUUCAGAUGGCAUUUAAAUACUUAGUCCACUGUCUUCAGUCAGAGCUUAAUAACUACAUGCCUGCAUUCCUUGAUGAUCCAGAAGAGAAUAAUCCUCAAAGACCUAAAAUAGAUGAUGUCUUGCAUACAUUAACUGGAGCCAUGUCCCUGUUGCGACGAUGUAGAGUGAAUGCAGCCCUGACAAUACAGCUCUUCUCCCAGCUAUUUCAUUUUAUCAACAUGUGGCUUUUUAACAGAUUGGUUACUGAUCCAGAUUCAGGACUGUGUUCACAUUACUGGGGAGCCAUUAUUCGUCAACAGUUGGGUCAUAUAGAAGCCUGGGCAGAAAAACAGGGUUUGGAGCUGGCUGCUGAUUGUCAUCUCAGUCGGAUAGUACAAGCAACUACAUUACUUACUAUGGAUAAGUAUUCUCCUGAAGACAUUCCUAAUAUUAAUAGUACCUGUUUUAAACUCAAUUCUUUACAACUGCAUGCAUUGCUACAAAACUAUCACUGUGCCCCAGAUGAGCCAUUUAUCCCACCAGAAUUAAUAGAAAAUGUGGUAGCUGUUGCAGAAAAUACUGCUGAUGAACUAGCUCGUAGUGAUGGUAGAGAAGUACAGUUAGAAGAGGACCCUGAUCUUCAGCUUCCUUUUCUUCUCCCAGAAGAUGGUUACUCAUGCGAUGUUGUCCGAAACAUUCCAAAUGGAUUACAGGAAUUUUUAGAUCCACUCUGCCAAAGAGCUUUUUGCAGGUUAACACCUCAUCCACGCUCACCAGGAACUUGGACAAUAUAUUUUGAAGGUGCAGAUUAUGAGAGCCACCUGUUACAAGACAAUGCAGAUUUGGCUCAGCCACUGAGGAAAGAACCUGAAAUAAUUACUGUAACACUAAAGAAACAAAAUGGGAUGGGACUAAGCAUAGUUGCUGCUAAGGGUGCUGGUCAAGAUAAACUUGGCAUCUAUGUCAAAUCUGUGGUAAAAGGUGGUGCUGCAGAUGUGGAUGGUCGAUUGGCUGCAGGGGAUCAGUUGCUUAGUGUGGAUGGGCGCAGUUUGGUUGGACUUUCUCAAGAAAGAGCCGCAGAACUGAUGACAAGAACAGGAUCAGUCGUCACACUAGAAGUGGCAAAACAAGGAGCAAUUUACCAUGGUUUAGCAACAUUGUUAAAUCAACCAUCUCCAAUGAUGCAAAGAGUUUCAGAUCGCCGUGGCUCAGGUAAACCCCGUCCAAAGAGUGAAGGUUUUGAGCUAUAUAACAAUUCUGCUCAGAAUGGAUCACCUGAAAGCCCUCAGAUGCCUUGGACAGAAUAUAAUGAACCAAAGAAAUUACCAGGGGAUGAUAGACUGCUGAAAAAUCGAGCUGAUCACCGAUCUAGUCCCAAUGUAGCAAAUCAGCCUCCAAGUCCUGGGACCAAAAAGGUUUAUACUGGAGGAACUACAAAUAAGAUAACUUCAGUGUCUACUGGAAAUCUUUGCACAGAGGAACAGGUACUACCAGCUAGACCUGAAGCAUAUCCAAUUCCAACACAAACUUAUACCAGAGAGUAUUUCACAUUUCCAGCCUCCAGGUCUCAAGAUCGAAUGGGUCCCAUUCAGAAUCAAUGGGCAAGUUAUGAAGAAAAGCCCCAAAUUCCUGCUGAAAGUAAUCACUAUAUCAAUAAUGCAAAUCAGCGUGUAACACGUUCUCAAGAGGAACUGCGGGAUAACAACAUUUAUCAGGCAGAAAGGAAUCAAUUAGAAGUUGCCAUGCAAAAAGAUAUGGAAUAUAUUGAUAGAAAAUCAGAUAGCGAUCCAUGGAUGAAUUCUUCUGUGGAUUCUAGCACAUCAAGCCAGGAGCAUCUAAACAGUUCCUCUAAAUGUAUCCCCUCUGGAUCUUCUUUAACCAAAAGUGGACCUGGCCGUUGGAAAACACCUAUAAUUACUCAACCAAUGUUGCUGGCAGUUUCUCAGUCCACAAGGACAGACUUACCUCCUCCUCCCCCACCAAUGCACUAUGCAGCUGACUUUGAUGGACUGCAAAUGGAUUUACCUCUCCCACCACCACCUCCACCUGCAAAUCAGUUGGGGUCCCAGUCAUCUCAGGUUGCUGCUGCUGCAGAGCGCAAAAAGAGAGAAGAACAUCAGAGAUGGUAUGAAAAGGAAAAAGCACGCUUGGAGGAAGAACGAGAUAGAAAACGUCGAGAGCAGGAAAGAAAACUGGGGCAGAUGCGUGCUCAGCCACUAAUGCCAGCUCAAUCAUUGCUUCCUCCUCUUCAGCAGGUGAAACCGGAGAAGCCUUCAACACUGCAAAGGUCUCAUGAGACGGUCAUUAGAGAAUUGCAGCCCCAACAACAACCCCGAACCAUUGAAAGAAGAGAUCUCCAAUAUAUCACCAUAAGUAAAGAAGAACUGUCCUCUAGUGAUAGUCUUUCUCCUGAUCCCUGGAAAAGAGAUGCUAAGGAGAAGCUGGAGAAGCAGCAGCAGAUGCAUAUUGUGGAUAUGCUCAGUAAAGAGAUUCAAGAACUUCAAAAUAAGCCAGAUCGAACAGGUGAAGAAAAUGACCGCCUACGCAAGCUCAUGCUGGAAUGGCAGUUCCAAAAACGACUUCAAGAGUCAAAGCAAAAAGAUGAGGAUGAAGAUGAGGAAGAAGAUGAUGACAUUGAUACUAUGCUGAUUAUGCAACGACUAGAAGCUGAGAGAAGAGUGAGGUUACAGGAUGAAGAGCGAAGACGGCAGCAGCAAUUGGAGGAAAUGCGCAAACGGGAAGCAGAAGAUAGGGCCAGGCAAGAAGAAGAGCGCCGUCGCCAAGAGGAGGAGCGGACAAAGCGAGAGGCUGAGCAAAAGAGGCGACAGGAAGAAGAAUAUUAUAAUCGCUUGGAAGCCGAGAGGCGCCGCCAGCAUGAUGAAGCAGAACGGCGAUUGCUGGAGCCCGAUGAGCCUGGUCUGUACAGACCUCCGCUUCCACGGGAAUAUGAAUUCCCCUCCCCACCCCUUUCAUCUAAUGCUCCUCCUCCCCCACCUCAACGAAACACUUCUUACCUCAAAACUCAGGUCCUCUCUCCUGAUACGAUUUAUACUGCCAAGUUUGUUGCAUACAAUGAUGAGGAGGAGGAGGACUCCUGUCUAGCAACAGGUCAGAAUAAGUACACCAGUACAAGAAAGUCUUGCGAUGACCUUCCUCCUGUCCCCCCUAAGCCACAGCAGCCCUCCCGCCAGCCACGCCCAGUCUCAGAUGGUUUCUGUCUGUCCAACUCAUGCCAGCCCUCCGUUGUCAAUGCCAACAGUACUGCUAACAAAAUGAGCCAACCCCCUCCCCCACCACACAAGCCAAGUUUCAUCAAUCCCAGCAACACAAAAGGCUCAAACUACACUGGAUCUACUGGAGCACUUGCAGGUUCACAGGAACCUUAUUCAGACUCAAGAGAGAAGAAAUUGAAAAGUCAAGAUACAGAUAUACCUGGUGCACCAGAGAACUUGACUUUCCGGGAGCGACAAAGACUCUUUUCCCAGGGUCAAGAUGUGUCUAACAAAGUAAAGGCAUCUAGGAAAUUAACAGAAUUGGAAAAUGAAUUAAAUACAAAGUAGGAUAACUGUCACCUUAUCAAAUAAUCAGAAAAUCUCUAUGGAACUAGAGUUGGGGCAGUUCAAGGAGGAGGAGCAUCUCAUAUAAAAUGAGAUAUUUUUUUCCGUCUGGACUAUUUCUUUCUAAACUGUAUGUUGCAAUAGCAAGAAAAUCAAUUAUUUGCCAAGUGCUUGUGGUUUAUACAAUUGAGGCACUGUAAAAUAUAUUUUAAUUAAAUAAAUCAAGUGUCAUGUCCUUUUCCACAUCAUUGUCCUUUAGCUGCUUUUGGAACUGUCUGGAAUUGUUGCUUCCUAGUCUUUUACAAAACAUGUAAACAUCUGUUAAGCAGAAAGAGUGGCUGUAGCUUGAACUGCCUAACUACCACGGCUUGUUGCACUGUAGAUUUGAUACAAGUGUAAGGUAAUAUAAAAUUUUAAGAGAUCUUGGGAGCUAGUCUUUCAGAUUAGUAUCAUAAUAGUGAACACUAGUAUUAGGAGUCCAAUUUCUAUAAACCCUUGCUAUAAACACACUUGAUUAUUAGAAAUAAAAGGGCUCCAUUAUCAUGUCCAUACUAAGCCACAUAGAACAUUCUAUGUACAUCUAGAUUUUGGACAUAUUAAAUACUUGACUUGUUUUGAUGGCAGUCCAGCAAUGUAACAAGAUAUGCAUCCUAUUUUUCCCACUGUCUUCUCUCUUCUUACACUGAAGUAUUAAUCACUUCUAAAACUUGAGUUUUGAAGCAUUGAUAAGAGCUUAAAAAUAAGUAAUAUUGGACACUGGGUCUGGUGGUGUGUGCGCGUGUGCGUGUAUGCGUAUGUAUUGUUUUAAAGCUAUUCUGAAAUUUCACACUUUAGCAAUAUGGAAUAAACUUCAAGCGGUAGCUCCAUUGUAGCCAAGAUAAAACCAAAGUUAAAUAUUCACAAAUAGACUAAAGAUGUCAAUUAUCAGUAGCAGGCAAUUAAGCACUACACGCAGGGGAAAUGUGGUUAUUUGUGGCUGCAAAAGGAAAGAAAAAUUGCCUUUCAGUAAGAAUUUCCUUUGAGGAAACCUGGCAAUAUUCUGAUGGCAUGGUCAUCAGACAUUCGUAUAGAAAAGUGCUGGUCAAGGUACCUCUAGUUUGCUAUUGUUCUUUUUGUUUAUAUUGUAGAAGAUGUUGGCAGUUCAAGCUAUUUUACACACUAUGUUGCAGGAUUAUUUAAUUUUUAAAUGGUUGAAAUCUGUUUCACCCACUGAUCUUUCAGCUACAUGUAUAGCUGAUGUUAAGAAUAAAGACCUCAUCUUAGUUUGUUUUUGCAUUGUGUGAUGCUUAAAACAAUAUAUUGUGAUUCUAAACAAAUUUUCUAUUUGAUAAAAGUCCUUAAUUGGGUUUUAGAUGAUUUUUCUGUAUAAUAUGUUCUCUUAUAAAUAUAUAUUUAGGGAAUUAUGCACACUUCCAAAUGCAGAGGGUAGACUUUACUGCCUUAGAAAUCACUUUUAAUAAGAGUUGUAUGAUAAAAAAAAUAAAUGCAAGUUAAUGAUAAAAUUGGAGUGUAAAUAUUUUUUUUACAUAGUUCAGGUUUCUUAUUUGAAAGUGUUCUUUUAAUGUUCACCUGUUAAAUAUGAAGUAGGAGAUUAAAUUGGUUGAAAGUGUUAAUGAAGGAUCGCAUGCUUGUUAUGUCUGUUAUUCAGGGAAAAAGGAGGUGUCCCCCAAUUUAUCUUAAGAACACUAGAUAUUCUGUGGCUGGAAUACUGUUGCUGCUAGAAUUUAAGAAAAUAAAUAUUACUUACUGUGGAGUGGAUUUGAACACUAUUUGGCAGGGGCAGGCAACUUUACAAUCCGUGGAUUUCAACUCCCAGAAUUCCUGAGCCAGGAAUUCUGGGAGUUGAAGUCUACAGGUCAUAAAGCUGCCAUAGUUGUCCACCCCUGCUUAUUGGGCAUUCAAGCCAUGUGAAUAUGAAUAAAAAUGCUUUUCAUAAGUUGGUGCAUUAUGGAGAAAACAACAUAAGAACUGCUGUGGUUUCCCAUUUCUACUGUAUUUCACUUGCAACCUAUUUUUAAUAAACUUUGUAUUGUAUUUAA